AUGGGUGAAAGACCCGAGUCACGUAACGUUUGGAGGUCGGGGCUUGGAAAGCAGGUGUCAUUGCUCUCAGAUGCGCGUAAGCUAGUGCUGCAGUUCUACGACAACUGGGAGGUACAGAGUUCCAAGCAUUUCGUGAGUAACUACCGGGUUCAAACGAUAUCAGAUUCUCAGGUCGCUUUCUUCAAGAAGGCGUUUGACGACACAACAGCAUAUCUUGAUAAGUGCUUCGAGGCCGUCAAUGCAGACUACUACUUUCUUAUAUACAGAAUACUCGUACGUGUGCACAUCUCCAUCAAUGCGCGCAGUGUCGAACAAGCCGAGGAGAAUAUCAAGAACAAUGUGGCACGGGGAACAGAUUCGCUUCCGAACAAUCUAGACCCAGUCUUCAAAGAACGCGCUUACAUUUACGCUGACAAUAUACCCAAAUUUGUGGAAGAGAUGGAGAGGUAUGACUUCAAUGGUCCCGAGAAGAACAUCUCGUUUGAAGACAUAUGGUGGAUAUUGAUGAUGCGCCUCCAUGCGUGGACUAUGAGCGUUAACUGGGUCGACGACAGAGGAGGCGUGAAGAUCCCGAGCGAAUACUACCAUAGUACGGCUCGAGUGUACAUCUUGUAG
Alternaria postmessia is the source of this 615-nucleotide messenger RNA. RefSeq lists its product as uncharacterized. NCBI's taxonomy places the organism in Eukaryota, Fungi, Ascomycota, Dothideomycetes, Pleosporales, Pleosporaceae. The record is from RefSeq and is a predicted model, not a curated record. Bases 1 to 615 code for a protein of 204 amino acids. The transcript has a single exon.